Molecule: messenger RNA, 4758 nt
Organism: Acaulospora morrowiae
Lineage: Eukaryota; Fungi; Glomeromycota; Glomeromycetes; Diversisporales; Acaulosporaceae
Source: the annotation of a GenBank genome assembly
AUGAGUGAAAAUAGUCAAUCUACAAGUGAUUUCCCUUCUUCGAGUACUAAUGCGGUAGGGAACUGGGGCGAUGUUGCUAAUAAUUCAAACACGAAAGAAAAUGAUGGUAUAAGUUCAUACAUCACCACGGUUUUCCACGUCCACAUGCCUAAGCUUGAUUCCAAUUAUUCACCCGCGGUUCUUGGGAGUUGCGAAUCUUUAGGUAAAUGGGAUAAAGCAAAACCUCGAGUACUUCUUAAAAAUGUAAGGAAUACUCUUUGGAUAUCCAAUCCGGUUAAAAUUCCAAAUAAUAUCGAGGUGCAAUACAAGUACGCGAUAUAUUACAAAGGCAUUCUUAGUUUUUCUAAACUCACUUUUGAAAAAUAUGAAGGUGAAGGUGAACAAGCAAAUCGUAAUCUGGAACUUCAUGAAAAUCAUUAUGACAUUUGGAAGAAUAAUUAUUCAUUAUUCAAAAUUGAACCCGAGUUACUAAGAAAGGAAUACGCAUUUGUCGGUUACAUAUACGAACAUAUUAAUAAUAACAAUCUGAAAGAUAAAUUAAUAGAAUAUCAAAGGAUUUUUGAAGAUCACAGGGAAUAUGCAAGAUUUGCAACAAACCUUAGCUUUAUUAAGGAACGGGUGAUUGAUUGUAAAACAAAGGAAAAGCGUUACUUCUUAUUUCUACUUCUCGGCUAUUAUAUGAGUCAGACGGGAAAACGACAAUUUGACAAUAUUUCAUUGCCUGCAGAAUUUCCUUCUGAUACGCUAUUUGAAGUGCUUGAUGAUCUAAACCUAAUCUCGGGAACAAAGCACUAUGUGAUUUUCUCGAUAAAAGCCUUAACUCAACAUAGUUCCAAGUAUGGCAGCUUUGAGUGGUUUAGAAUGUUUACACUUGCACCGGAACUUGAUGAGGAAUACACUUUCUUGGAUGCCAUAGUCUUUUGCGAUUAUUCCAAGAACUCUUCUCGUUUUCAAAAGUCCCUGUUAGAUUAUGUGCAACCGCGCAUUUCAGAAAUAAAACAAAAAGAUGAUCUAAUUCGUCGAGUUGCAUCGAAAUUGUUGCAGUUGUCAUAUAAUCUGGAAAGUUUAUUGUUUAUUUUGAAUGAAGUUAUAGGAUAUGAUGAGCGUCUAAAGACCAUUGUUGAAAAAAGAAUCAAUGAUUUUAUCAAGCAUGAUAGCCCUAUUCAAUUAUAUAAUCAUUUUCAAGAGGUUCGUAACGAGAGCCAAUUUGACAUAAAGAAGUUAUUUCGCGAAAGGCUCUUAAAACAUCUGCAAUAUCGGGGCGCACAAUGGGAGCAUCGUGAUGUCGAGUCUUUGAAUAACAUCCUUCAUGAUAAAAAUCUUAUUUGGCCAAUCGAGGAUCUCAUAAAAAUACUCGAGUGUGUAGCUUCCUCGGACCAAUUACCAUUGUUGCAAAAUUAUCUCAUAAUCUUGAAAUUAGUAUUGGGUCAAGAUCAAGGCUAUAAGUCGCUUCUCAUAAAUAAAGCUUUGGCUACCACUUACACGUGGCUUCCAAAAUUAACCGCACUUUUGGCGUCAAAAAGUGGUGCGUCGUCUGCACUAUCAAAAAACAUUGCAUUUAUUACAUUCCAAAAUUUUUCCUCGGUGUAUAAAAUGGUUGAAGAUUGGCCACAUAUUUGUGAAGAAUUGAAGAAAAUUGUGAACAAUCAACUGGAUCCUCUAUCCGAUGAUAUCAUUUUCGGGAUGGCUUCCUCUGUCGAUGGGUUUGAACCUGACGUUAAAAGGCACUAUGUUACAUUGGCAAAGACUAGGCUAUAUCGUGAUGUGCGAGACAUAAACGAUCAACUAUUGAGGAAAAUAAUUCGUAUCUGUGACUCGAAAAAGUUGCUUCACAUAAAAAAUGAGACCUGCGAAGAAUUACUUUAUCAUAUAUUCGAUUGUUUGCAAAAAAAUGCUCCCGAAAGACUACACGCAGAGGAAACUUUUAACAUCCAGAUUUCAAUACUAGAAUCUUCAAAUUUCUGGAAGAUCAUUUUUCUCUCAUCGGGAAAUACAGAAAGACUUCAUUCACAUCCGUUCGUCCAAGAAACGAGAGAUAUCUUGAUAAACUUGGCAAUGGAAAUUGCGGAAAAUACCAUAACCAUCGGAUUAUUAGAAGAUAUUCUUAGAAUUUAUUCAAAGGACGAAAAUCUUUUUAUCGAACUUAUCAACUCUGCCGUUGGAGAUCAAGUUGAACUCAUGAUAACGGAUAAUGCGCUUGACACACUUCGUCACAAAUGUGUCGCCUACACCACGACAUUUUUCCGUCUGGACAGAUUUUACACGAAAUUUUGUUCCUCUAAACAGAUAAACGAUUAUCAGAAAUAUAUAAUCGAUUUGCAAAAUCGAAAAGAGGUGAUGAACAAUACCACGAUUGAAAAUUCAUGUUCUGAUGAUCACUGGGGAAUGCAUAUUGAAACAAUUCCGGCCGCGGAUGCAGCUUUCAAAUUUUUUGAAUCACGCACUUUCGGUAACAUUUAUAAGCUUACCUUGGAAUCAGAAACACGCGAAUUAAAUGUUCAAUUUGUGGCACAAGAAAUUAUCAGAGAUGCUAUUGAUAAUUAUAUUAAAGCUUGCCAAAGAUACGAUGAUUGGGAAAAACUUAAAUAUCCGGAAGUCAAACUUUUCUGGAGUAAAAUCAAAUCUGAACACGUGGAUGCUGAGCUGUUAUUUUUGCUUUCAAAUUGCAACAUUGUCAAAGGCUCUAAGCGUGGAAAAAAACUAACCACAACAGUUGAACACUUGGUGUCAAUCCCGGUGUGGAAUAAUCGACUGCAAGAGCUGAUUGAGGCGCUAGAGAUUUUCGAAUAUCCUGUUGAUAACAAAUUUUGGGCGAGUAAAUUAUUGCAAAAUUUAAAAGACAAUGAUUUGAUUCUUGAGAAAGUGCUCCCCAUAUUCAAAGAUCUGAGGUAUUCUUUAGACCUCAACAGGAUAUCGGAUAAGUCUUGGGAAGCCAUAAGUGAAAUUUCGGCAUCCCGAGAUUUUAUCAAAUUUCUCAAAUCUUUGGUUGGUCAUGACCUGAAAAAUUUGAUUAACGGGGUAGAUGAUCAUUCGGAUGAAAGAUUAAUGCAGGCAGAUACCGUGUCCACCUUUAUUCAAGUCAAAUCGAUCUUGGAACAGCUCCUAGAUAAAGAUUCCAAAGAUGCUUCCGGUCACUCGAUAAAUAUAUUCCUGUCGAGAUUUUUAAAGGUUACUGAGGGUAACCCUUUGCUGGCCAGCAAAGUAAGGCUUUGCAACUCAAAUUACCAAGCAUUGAAGAAUAUGUAUGAAAACCUCUCAAAACGUGGAGAGAUAACAAAACAACGAAUCAAGAAUUGUGUCGUAAAAGGAACGUACGAGUUUACGAAUUCGGAAACUGACGAACAAAGAUGCACGGCGAAAUUAUCGUAUCAUAGCGACAAAUCCAAUAAAACUUUGACAACUUAUAGCUUUGCUGACUUGCAAGACUUGAGGGGACGUGCCCUUUUAAUUGCCAAGGCACCCGUUACAUCAAAAACUUCCGAUGAUGAUGACGAAACUGACGAGAUUACGGCAGAUGACAUGAAUGAAUUCGUCAUUCAGGUUGAUCUUGCGCUUCAAAUAAUUAACGUCGCAUCUACCUUGAUCGAACGACAUUUUACAUAUCGAAGAUUUGGUGCUUCAACCUCUUCUACAAAGGAUAUGGAAGAGCUACUCAAAAAUUUAACUGCUGAUCUAACCGAAUGGGACGAAUUUGUGAAUGUGGCACAGAAAGAACAUUACUACCUAACUUUUUAUCCGGCUCGUCACAUUUUAAGUUUUUAUGACUACUUCUUCUUUAAAGAUAAAGGGAAAGGUGAUCAUAAAAUGGAAAUUAUCACAGAUACAUGCGAAAAGCUUUUAAGAUUCGUGAGUGAUGAGGCAGAGUUGCCAUCUCUCGGGGAGUUCAGUGAUCAUAUUUCUCGUGAGGAUAACUUUUUGGAAAUUUUACAAAUGAUCGGGAACAUCUUAAAUCACAUGUUCAGCAAUGUUCCACCUCGAAGGCGGUUAAUCACGAAGAAAGUCGAAAGAAUUACUUCUAAUGUAGUAAAACCGGGUCAGCUCUUUGUUGCUGCUUGCAACGAUAAAUUUAGCGUGCCUAAUAUCAUCAUGAGUUUGUUUUCAAACUAUGGCUACUAUCCGGAACCUUGGCAACUUUUAAUAUGCAAGGCAUCGACCAAAUUAGAGGAAUUGAUAACUUUCACCAAGCGAUGCUUCUUUGCCGUGAGGAAUGGAUAUGAUAAAUAUUUAUUUUGUAUUGCCAACGUGGAAAUUCUCGAAUUUGAACUCCAGUAUCAGUUGGUGAACAGCAUCCGUUCACUAUCCUUGUUGGAAAAAAAUUUUCACCUAGCCUUAAUAUGUUGUCGAGAAGCUGGAAUGCAUCACCAUAUCCUCGAACAAUUCAGUCAAGAUGUUCAUUUCAUCACCAAAGGUCUAGGAGCGGAAUCCAUGAGUAAAAUCUAUCAGGAGUUGUGUCCAAAUGUGACAUGCGUUUCAUCGGAUUUGUCCGGACAGGGUAAGACUGAAAUGAUAAGGGAAAUCAGUUAUCGGAAAGGUUGGAUUCCGCGGAAUUUAUUAAUCAGUGAUGGCGUUAGGUUUGCAAUGCUUGUUCGUCAGUUAUCCGAGCUAAAACUCAAAAAGUUUGAGAGCCUCCAUCUGAACAUUGUAUUAAUAGAUCAUUCUUAUGAUGUGAAUAUGUUCCUGUUCGAGUUACUUAGUUUGGGGAUGGCAUCUAACGGAAGUGACAUAGCAUGUUUACCGUCAACUGUAAUUUUUAUUGAG